Molecule: messenger RNA, 494 nt
Organism: Dalotia coriaria
Lineage: Eukaryota; Metazoa; Arthropoda; Insecta; Coleoptera; Staphylinidae
Product: cuticle protein 18.6-like
Exons: 2
Coding region: 114-353 (79 amino acids)
Source: RefSeq, a predicted model, not a curated record
ACACAAGUUUUGCCGCUCCAGAGUUCCACACAUUUGAGUAUAAAUACCCUAGCGCAGUCAUCAAAAGGCAUCAGUUUGAAUCUAACAAACAGCUCCAACAAACCUCAAUCAAAAUGUUCAAAUACGUCGUUGCUUUCUUCGCCGUCUUGGCUGUUGCUUUCGCCGCCCCUCAACCAGGCGUCGUUGCUCCUUUGGCUUACACCGCCGGCUACUCUGCUGGCUAUGUUGCCCCUGCUGCCUACAGCGCCCACUACACUGCUCCAGUCGCCGCUGCCUAUGCCGCCCCAGCUUAUGCUGGCUAUUCUGGUUAUGCUGCUUACAACCCAGUUGCUUACUCCGGAUACGCUUAUUAAAUCUUUGCGGUUUCAAAGCAAGAUGGGAAACGAGAAGAACUGAUGGGCUAUUUGACUUGACGCUAGCACAUUAUUUAACAACAUCUUAAUAAUGUAUUCUAAGUUCUAAGUUUUAUGCAAUAAAUAAAAUUUAAACAAAAA